This is a messenger RNA of Pseudovirgaria hyperparasitica, 1619 nucleotides long. RefSeq lists its product as uncharacterized. Gene Ontology annotation, cellular component: Cul4-RING E3 ubiquitin ligase complex. The record is from RefSeq and is a predicted model, not a curated record. The transcript is spliced from 3 exons. Bases 265 to 1569 code for a protein of 434 amino acids. Gene Ontology annotation, molecular function: protein binding. NCBI's taxonomy places the organism in Eukaryota, Fungi, Ascomycota, Dothideomycetes, Acrospermales, Acrospermaceae.
UCCAGCCCACGUCAGAUAGACCAAAUGGCGAUAGCUUACAACAGUGUUUCGAGAAGAUUUUAGGUGAUCCGCGGAUGUGAGGCUCUCCUUGGCCGAGAAAAGUCCAGAUCACUCAACCGUUUCAUCGACGCUGGACCAGUAACAGCAAUUUCUUUGCUACGGCAAAGUCAUAAAGGUCAUAAACCACGGGCGUAUGGACAGUUCUUCUAAGCUAUUGGCUCAUUCUGACUGCGAUGUCGGCGGUUGAUCUCCCAGGAUAUUACUAUGGAAAAGAAGAAGUACUUCAAGAUCGAGCAGAAUCAUCUCGUCCCGAAAUACGACAAAUAUUCGAAAGGUUCUGUACUAGCAGGAGAGCGACUACGAUUGAAGCGAAAGCGCGAGGAUACCAAAGCAUCGAGACUACAGCAAGAACGGAUUCAGAGACCAGAGGCUAUGCUCUCCACCAUUUCAGGCCAUGUAUCUCAGCUGAACUACGGGUUUACCAAUGCACGCAGCCGAACUUACUCGUAUCGCUCGGUCUUCGCCUUAGGAUUAGAGAAAUUCACAACGACCGGAGCUGCUCACACUAUCCGCGACUUUUUCAAUAUGACUGAACAUGGCAUAGUAGUGAAGGCUCUUGACAGUAGAGGUCUUCACUUCUCGCAAGCUGAUGACAUCGUGUGGAUGAACGAGGACGGCAGGUGCUCCAGAACACCAAAGAUCGUGCAGCGGGAGCGCAAAAGCGUUGAGCAAUCAACUUUUCUCACUGCCGGAUAUGAUGUAUCACACCUGGAUUAUCACGCAGGCUCAGGGUUCAUGUCAGCUGUCAGCCACAAGGAUGAUACUCACGCGCAGCUGACCAUUGACCGGUUCGCCAAUUGUGCCUUCUCAAACCUCCCACAAAGUACUUUGGCAAUACACUACGAGGUCCGAGAUACCACCCUUUGGAAAGGUGUUUUCUGCCCAUCAGACGAUGCCCCAAUGUUGGCUCUUGCAACCUCGCGCGGUCUCCGAAUAUUGCGAAGGCAUAAUGAAGACUACAUACACAUGAAUCACCCAGAUACAAAAGAGAUUGUGAAUCUUAUGUGGUGUGAUCAGAACAUACUCGCGCUAGCGACACGAAAUGGUGUCAUCAAUCUCUACGACACGCGUACAUCCGCAGAUACCUCGUUGUCGAUAGUGACUAGCAGAGGCAUCGCGGCGAUGGAGUCCGGCGACGAUCCAUAUCGCUUGGUGGCCGCCGGGCUAGGUGGUUCACUAUGCUUAUACGACGUUCGUAGCGCAUGUCGCUCUGAAUCCUCCAGAGGUAAACGACCUGAAGCUACGAAAUCAGCCGUAGAAUUUGAAGGCUACGAGAACAACCAGUGGCCUUGCACGGGCUUGGCAACACGUAAGGAACUUGAUGUGGUAGCUGCUGGAAAUGGCGACGGAAAGCUCCUAAUAUGGUCCAUGAAGACUGGUCAGAAGCUCCGGGUAUUUGACACGGGGGUCAAGCAGCUACCAGCCGUAAGAUGGCACGAUGAAAAUGGAAAUACCGAGAUAUGGGCUGCCACAGGGUGCUCUCUCACCAAGUUUGCAUGGCAUGUCUGAAGCAGCUCCUAGUGUUUUAAUGUGCCCAUAAGUCAAAUUUCUGUAGCGUC